Molecule: messenger RNA, 1889 nt
Organism: Scleropages formosus (Asian bonytongue)
Lineage: Eukaryota; Metazoa; Chordata; Actinopteri; Osteoglossiformes; Osteoglossidae
Gene: asnsd1
Product: asparagine synthetase domain containing 1
Exons: 3
Coding region: 14-1840 (608 amino acids)
Molecular function (GO): asparagine synthase (glutamine-hydrolyzing) activity
Source: RefSeq, a predicted model, not a curated record
UAUAUAUCAAAAAAUGUGUGGCAUCUGCUGCGUGCUGAAUUUUUCCCCCUCAAAGCUGUUUGAGACAGGUGUGGCUGAAAAUUUGAAAAGACGAGGACCCAAUUCAAGUCGGGAAAUUAAGAAAACGGUGACACACCUGAGCUACGAGUGCCUUUUCUCAGCCCAUGUCCUUCAUAUGAGGGGUCAUCUCACCCCACAGCCGCUGGAAGAUGCAAAUGGAAAUGUUUUCCUCUGGAAUGGCGAGGUGUUCGGUGGUCUGGAUGUGGGCUGCCAGGAAAACGACACUCGGUGUCUAUUUCAGCAUCUCUCCACACAGGACAGCCCUGAACAUGUUCUGUCUGUCAUGUCCUGCAUUCGAGGUCCCUGGGCUUUUAUUUACUACCAGGCAGCUAAGCACUGGCUCUGGUUCGGCAGAGACUUCUUUGGUCGGCGUAGUUUGCUGUGGCGAUGUGGUGCUGAGAAGAAAUCGCUGGCUUUAACGUCAGUAGCCACCUAUCUACCAGGCACAGAUCACCCGCAAUGGCAGGAACUGCCAGCACUUGGGGUUUACAGACUUGAUCUGGAGGCAUGUUUUCAUCUGGAUUUUCUGAAACUGGAAUUGUACCCAUGGCUUCAUCCAGGUGAUGCUCCACCACUUAUAAAUCAGUUUAGUGAGGAGAAUCUUUCCAGCUGUAUGUCUGUAGUAAUGAAUGGUUCUGGGCUUUGUCUGACGACUCCCGUUUGUCCCCUGAACAAAACUAUUGCUAGGACUGUCCAAGAGACAGCACACACCUUUGGCUCACAGCCAUCUGUUGAAGAUUUGGAUUUACUGCUGAAGUGUGAUCACAAGAAGAAACUGGCUAACCGAUUCCUAGAUGUUCUGAGCAAUGCAGUGCAGAAACGUGUGCAGUGUCUUCCAUGCGACAUCCCUUCACUGCAACCACACAAGGAGGAAGCUGACAUUGCGAUUCUUUUCUCUGGUGGGAUUGACUCCAUGAUUCUAGCAGCAUUAGCAGAUAGUCAUGUUCCCCUUGGAAAGCCAAUAGACCUUCUAAAUGUAGCCUUCAAACUGCAAGAUCCAAAGAGGCAGAAAGAAUCAAAAAAGAUGCAUAAGAAGAAAACUGGUUCCAUCAACAGUUGUCCAGAAGAGUCCCUUGAAUUAAGCAGAUUUGAUGUACCUGACAGAAUAACUGGCAGAGCUGGCUUACAGGAGUUGAAAGUGUUAAACCCAGAGCGAAAGUGGAACUUUGUUGAAAUCAAUGUCACCCAAGAAGAGCUUCAUGAUAUGAGACAAAAACACAUUUGCCAUUUGGUACAUCCUUUGGACACUGUGUUAGAUGACAGCAUUGGCUGUGCGGUGUGGUUUGCUGCCCGGGGAGUUGGCCUGGUACAAGAUGGCACAGAGCGCAGUCCGUUCACCUCACCUGCAAAGGUGGUUCUGACAGGUAUUGGGGCAGAUGAGCAACUGGCGGGGUACUCCCGACAUAGAGUCCGCUACAGAACCUCUGGGAUUGAGGGUCUGGUCCAGGAGUUAGGCAUGGAACUGGAAAGGAUUUCCUCCCGAAACCUUGGCAGGGAUGACAGAGUCAUCACAGACCAUGGGAAAGAAGCCAGGUUCCCUUAUCUAGAUGAAGAGGUGGUCAGUUUCCUGAACAGCAUACCAGUCUGGGAGAAGGCCGAGCUCUCCUUGCCACGGGGGCUGGGGGAGAAGCUACUGCUGCGGUUGGCUGCCCGAGAGCUGGGCCUGGGACCCUCGGCUAUGCUGCCCAAGAGAGCCAUGCAGUUCGGCUCCAGGAUUGCCAAGCUUGAGAACCAUCAGGAAAAGGCCUCCGACAAGUGCAGCAGGCUGUACAUGGCAUAAUCCACACUUAGACAUGUACGCCCUUUCCAAUAAACCCUUUUUUUAUUAU